AUGCACCAGUCUGCUAAGCAAUUGCCUCGCCAAUUCCACAGCUCAAGCAGACCGACCAUGUCCAAGUCGGCGCCGCAAGAUAUCGAAUCCUCACGGAAGCGCAUACUGAACUCCAGCAUAUCCCCCGACAGAGCUUCGAACAUUGAUGGCCAAACUCUUCAAGAAACAGGCAAUGUGCAAGAGCUGGCCAAAAACUUCAGUUUGUGGUCUUUGGCUGGGACCGGUAUUCUCGUUGGCAACGUCUGGCCUGCUCUUGGAGGCUCCAUCCUGGUUGCCAUCUACAACGGCGGACCUCCAGGCGUACUCUAUGAGUUCAUGGUCGCCUCCUGCUUCUACUUCAUAGUGGCGGCAUCCUUAGCCGAGCUAGCUUCAAGUAUGCCGUCCUCUGCAGGACCUUACCUCUGGGCUUCUGUCACACCUGGAAAGAAGUAUGGCCGAUCUGUUGGGUUCUUCGCAGGAUGGUGGAAUGUACUCGCUUGGAUUUUUGCAGCUGCCUCGAUGAGCGCUAUUUGUGCGAAUGUGAUGGUGCAGAUGUACGCUUUUUCCCAUCCGUCGUUGCUGGUCAAGAGCUGGCACGUCUUUGUGGCCUAUCUCCUCAUCACCUGGAGCUGUUGUGCAGCCGUAUGUUUCUUCAACAGAUUCAUGCCGAUGCUGAACAAGCUUGGCAUCUUUGUGACGGUUGCCGGAGCGCUCGUUACAAUCUUGGUGUGCGCCAUCAUGCCUUCUUUGAGUGGAAGGGCUGGGCAUGCCAGCAGCCAGACUGUCUGGUCAAGCUGGACAGCCGAUCUAGGAUACCCCGACGGAUUUGUUUUCGUUGCCGGUAUGCUAAACGGAUCUUAUGCAAUGGGCACGCCGGAUUCUACCAGCCACCUGUCCGAGGAGAUACCGGAGCCAUCGAAGAACGUCCCAAAGGCCAUCGCGAUGCAAUAUGUGAUUGGCCUUGUGUCCGGACUGGCAUACUUGAUCGCAAUCCUGUACGCCAUAAAUGAUUACGACGCCCUUUUCACAUCGCCGUUUCCCAUUGCGGAGAUCUAUCACCAAGCAACAAACAGCACCUCCGGGACCAUAGGUCUGCUGACUUUACUUCUUCUCCCCACCAUCAUCUGCGUUGUCACGCUCUACAUAACGUGUGGUCGCACACUAUGGGCGCUUUCACGGGACGGAGCGACACCGUUUCCAGGCUUCCUCGGCCACGUCAAUCCAAAGCUGGGCCUUCCUGCAAAUGCAACCCUGAGUUGCUGUGCACUGGUGACCGUCUUGGGAUGUAUCUACGUCGGCAGCGUCACUGCUUUCAAUGCCUUCGUGGGAAGCUUCGUUCUGAUGUCGACCUCCUCAUAUAUCGCCUCACUUUUACCAUUCCUGCUACGCGCCAGGCAAGGUAUCGAGUUUGGUCAUUUCCGCCUCCCCCAGAGCCUCGGUUUCAUCUUCAACUUUGUGGCCUGUGCAUUCAUGACGGUUUGGUUUGUCAUUUACUGCUUCCCAUACAGCCUACCGACCAAUGCGCAGACGAUGAAUUAUUCAAGUCUCAUCUGGGGAGGUCUGACAAUUCUGAUCGGACUAUGGUGGCUUUUGUAUGCCAGAUCCACAUACCCGGGCGUUGUGGUACCUCCUUCACAGGCGUCAAAUAUGGUAGAAAUGAGAUGA
Exophiala xenobiotica is the source of this 1644-nucleotide messenger RNA. RefSeq lists its product as uncharacterized. The record is from RefSeq and is a predicted model, not a curated record. Gene Ontology annotation, cellular component: membrane. Lineage: Eukaryota; Fungi; Ascomycota; Eurotiomycetes; Chaetothyriales; Herpotrichiellaceae. Gene Ontology annotation, molecular function: transmembrane transporter activity. Gene Ontology annotation, biological process: transmembrane transport; amino acid transport. The coding region runs from base 1 to 1644 and encodes 547 amino acids. The transcript is spliced from 2 exons.